AUGAUGAUGAUGAAGAUGAAUAACAAUGAAACCUACAAGCCUGCAGUGUUUCCGUUAUUUAUUAAACCAGAACUGUUCGAAGCUUCAGAAGCUUCUUCUUCUUCUUCGUUGUUGAGUCCAAUACCAGUAAACCCAUCUGAUAAUGGACCGUUUCCCGGUGGUUUUCCGACACCGGAUGAUGAGCCCUAUCCACCAGUUCUUGAAGGAAUAGCUGCUGUUGUGGGCCGACACGUUCUGUUCGGAAGUGAUGAAUCAGUUUCGGUUUCGGUUUCACAGCGUGUCGGAGCUGAUUCGGAAGCGGAGAAGAGAAAUGGAAGCAUUUCGGUGCAGAAGAGAUACAGAGGUGUGAGGAAGAGACCGUGGGGUCGAUGGUCGGCUGAGAUACGUGAUCGAAUCGGGCGUUGUCGACACUGGCUCGGCACGUUUGACACGGCGGAAGAGGCGGCACGAGCUUAUGACUCGGCGGCUAGGAGACUGAGAGGGUCCAAGGCUCGGACUAAUUUUGUGAUCCCUUCCCUAUUGCCGGAAUCUUCUCCGGCAUCCUUGGAUAAGAACAAGUCAAAUAGUAGUAGUAAGGUUAAGUCCAGAAGUAUGGGUAACUGUAAUAGAACAUGUGUUGUGGUUAGCUCAGUAGCUCAGCUCUUCAGUUCUACUACUACUACUGCUACUACUACUUCUACUGGUAUUGGUGAAAGAAAGAAACCUUGUAAGGUAGAGUUGGAUUUGAAGCUAGGUGUGGAUUUCCUUAGCAUGACUGCAGCACAGCAGCAGCUACUAGAUGACUAG
Molecule: messenger RNA, 786 nt
Organism: Telopea speciosissima
Lineage: Eukaryota; Viridiplantae; Streptophyta; Magnoliopsida; Proteales; Proteaceae
Product: ethylene-responsive transcription factor ERF084-like
Exons: 1
Coding region: 1-786 (261 amino acids)
Biological process (GO): regulation of DNA-templated transcription
Molecular function (GO): DNA binding; DNA-binding transcription factor activity
Source: RefSeq, a predicted model, not a curated record